Molecule: messenger RNA, 741 nt
Organism: Colletotrichum spaethianum
Lineage: Eukaryota; Fungi; Ascomycota; Sordariomycetes; Glomerellales; Glomerellaceae
Product: mediator of RNA polymerase II transcription subunit 8
Exons: 2
Coding region: 1-741 (246 amino acids)
Biological process (GO): regulation of transcription by RNA polymerase II
Cellular component (GO): core mediator complex; mediator complex
Molecular function (GO): transcription coregulator activity; RNA polymerase II cis-regulatory region sequence-specific DNA binding
Source: RefSeq, a predicted model, not a curated record
AUGGAGAAGCCCAAUGCGCUCGGAAUUUCCGCCGAUGAGUUCAAGGCGAUUGAGCAGACGCGCCAACGUCUAUUCCAGCUGUCCAACAGCAUCCAGGGCUUGAAGAUUGACGUAUUGAAGAGCAAUCCGCUUCCACCCCCAUCAUCCCUCCAGGCGCAAUCCCAGAUCCUCCUCCGCAACCUCCAGUCCCUCCUCGAAACGCUGACGGAAAACACACACGUCUUCCAGCACCUUCACGUGUUCCCAGACGUCGCGUAUCCGGGCCGCGUGCACGAGAACAUCCUCCUGCAGCUCCUACGCAAGAAACUCGAGCCGGGUGUCGAAGAGUGGGUCGAGCGCGGCCGCGAGACCACGAGAGAGUUGCGCUCUUCCUCCUCUGAGGGAGGCGGCGCGGGUGAGGCUGGGCUCGAGGACGUCUGGCGUGGGGUGCGCGAGUGGACCGUUGAGCGCGUACAACGGUACGUCCUCGAGGAGGCGGGCGAUGUCUACACGGAAGAAGAGCGCGAACGAGGCAUCGAGAAUGUGAGGACGGGGCUGAAAAGGAGUCUUGAAGAUGAUGAAGACGAUGAGGAGGAGAGCGAUGAGGAGGGUGGUGGUGGGGAGGAUGGAGACGUCGUCAUGUCUGGCCAGGGUCAACAGCAGCAGGCAAAGCCACCGAAGCCGACUGGCCCGGAGCCAGAGAUGUUGUUCUGGUUCGAAGCGAGGGGGAUUUCGAUCUGCCACGGAAUGUGGACUUGUUGA